GUCUUAUGAUUUUUUGUACAUUGCAUAAUAUAGUAGUUUUUGUUUUAUUAUAAUGGCACCUGUGUCCUUGCCUCCUGGUUUCAGGUUUCAUCCUAGUGAUGAAGAACUGUUGAGUUAUUAUUUGAAGAGGAAAAUACAUGGACGUAAGAUAGAGCUGGACAUAAUACCUGAGGUUGAUUUGUACAAGUCUGAGCCUUGGGAUCUACCAAAUAAGUCUUUCUUGCCUAAUAGAGAUCUAGAAUGGUAUUUUUUCAGUCCACGAGAUAGAAAAUAUCCCAAUGGUUCACGCACAAACAGAGCCACUGAAGUUGGUUACUGGAAAGCUACUGGUAAGGACCGUAAAAUUAACUCUCACUCGGUUGUGCUGGGACUGAAGAAGACCCUAGUCUUCUACACAGGCCGUGCUCCACAAGGGAAAAGAACAGAUUGGGUGAUGCAUGAAUAUCGUCUAGAUGAGAUGCAGUGUGAAGGUGCAGCUGGUUUGCAGGAUGCCUUUGUAUUAUGCCGAGUUUUCAAGAAAAGUGCAAUAGAGCAAAAGAAUGCAGAACAGCAAGGGGCGGAAAUAGAAAAGACUGUUUUAUCUUCUUCAAUGAAUAACUCCUUUUCUGAUAAAAUGGCCUCAUUUGAUGAUGUCCAACGCUGGGCAGUAAACAGAUCCUCACACGUCAGGGAAGAGAAGGGUGACAUACAAGACAAUUUGGCAUUUCCCUCAGAGACUCUAAAUGAUAGGAUGGAUUGUCACGAUGCUCUCAAUUGGAUUCUGGAGUCUGAGUGGGAUGAUACAAAUCAAAAUUGCAAUUUCCGAUUCCCUACCAAUUUCGAAAAUGAUCUAAUGGUCAAUUCUACUUCACAGGGAGCAAGAAUUCAGCAGGACUCUGCAAACCCAUUAUUAAAAACAGAGGAUUUUACAGGGUGUCUAGGUGUUGUAGACUUGAAUGGAUCUUCAGUUCCAGUAACUAAGAAAGCAAACGAUCCCCAUGAAGAAUCAGAUAUUAUAGAAGAAAUUUUGAAAGAUGCAGGGGCAUCUCCGGUUUGUGAUAUUUAUCUUGAGCAUUCUUUGUCCUUAGAUGGUUCUGCUGGUUAUUCAAUCAGAGAAUCUCUGCUUGACAAUUAUGUGACAUGUAUGGGGAACAACUGUGAACAGUUUAUAGUGGAGGAACUGGAAGGGGUACUUCGUGAAGAAGCUGAAUUUGAGGAGUGUCCUCAAACUUCACUAUGGUACAAAUGCCAAGAAAUUUUGCCAAGUCAUAUUCAAACAGAUCUCGGAGACACUGGGUCAGCAGUUUUGCAAAGGGAGAUGGUCAAUUUCUGUGGAAUGCAGUACAAAUACUCACAACCAUUUACAAGCUCAAUUGACUAUUCUCAGAUGGAUGGCUUCUUCAGUAUAACAGAGCUAAGCUUGUGAACAGAGCAACUGGCCUAGGUAACAGAAGGGUCUUUUAUUGUGGUUGGACAACUGCGAGAUCAAACAUCACAACAUGUAAAAUAUCAAUUAGGAUGUAAAUAUGCCCAUCCAUGUCUUGCAUUGUAUUUUUACAAACCUUGCAAGACAAACAGGUGCACUGAAAUUCUUCAAGAGUAUAGCCAGGCAAAUAGAAGUAGCAACAUUAGCCUUUUUUCACUUCAAUGUAGAUUAACACAGUCAUCCCAUGCAUAUUAUUUUUAAGCAUGCAUGGGAUUGGAAACAAGAAAGAUUCAAGAUACUUUAGAUGCUGCAGAUUUUUGUUUCUUCUCGGUAUGGAAACAAGGAAGGUUCAAGAUGCAAAAGAUGCUGCAGAAUUUUGUUUGUUCUAAGUUUUGUGGGUGUUCCUCAGAUUGGUUCAAAUCCAUCUGAAAAGGCAUUAGAGGGCUGUUUUCCAAGAAUUGGUUCUCUAUGGAAUUAAUGUAGGAGGAAAUCUUACCAGCCUCAAUGGUUUGUAAGUUGCAGCCUGUUGGCUGUCAUGAUUCAAUUCCUCCAUUAGUGUGCUGUAACUGCUAUCUUAAUUUUUAGAGGAGAGAUUGAGCUGGAUGAAUCUGGCAUUCAUCUAUAUUAGUGACCCAGGAGAAGAUGAUAGAGAAAUUUUCUCAAGGUGGUGCAAAUCAAUUCGUUGAUGAUCACUGUGAAUAAUUUCCACAGGCCUUUUGGUAAAGUCUAUGCAUGGAAGUAAGUUGUCUCCAACAGGGUUUACAGGCAAUCUGCAAAUGUUUAAAUCUUAAAAGGCAUACUUAUGUUUUGUUUGUUGCUUUCAGUUUGGUGUACAAGGGACUAGAAUAAAUACAGCCAAAUACAAGGCUGAGCAAAUUGUCACCUUCAUUUAUAGAGGUGUCUAUUGGGUUUGGGGAGUCUUUGAAAGCUGCGUGCAUGCAUUCUAGGAGAAUAAUGGAUUCAAUUACAGUUUGAUAUAUAUAUGUGUAGCUGAAUCAUGAUAGUAUGUUAUAACUAUUCAUGAUUCAGAGAAUAUAUAUGUAGCCUUUGGGCAUAUUAAUUAGGUUGAUAUUUGAGUCAAUAAAGACGGUUGCUUUGGGGUUUGGAUUUUGCACUGUAAUGUAUAGAUGCAUUCAUUACAUGGGUUCUAUCUUAUGUAAGUUGCCUUUAGGGAAUGCA
Messenger RNA from Cryptomeria japonica (Japanese cedar), 2584 nucleotides. Its product is annotated as NAC domain-containing protein 71. The coding region runs from base 53 to 1405 and encodes 450 amino acids. Gene Ontology annotation, molecular function: DNA binding. The record is from RefSeq and is a predicted model, not a curated record. Lineage: Eukaryota; Viridiplantae; Streptophyta; Pinopsida; Cupressales; Cupressaceae. The transcript is spliced from 5 exons. Gene Ontology annotation, biological process: regulation of DNA-templated transcription.